AUGAUUCGUCAAAUUCUUUCUAUAAAAAAGUAUAACCAAUCUAGUGUUUCAUCUAAAAACUUUUUGGAUUUCUCUUAAUUUUUAGAGAAGAAUGUUUUAUCUUCAGCUCCAAGAUAAAUAUCAACAGCUACAAUUAGAAACACAAAAGAGAGGGAAAAAUAUUCAAAAUGCUAUGAUCGUAGUGGAAAAUGUCAAGGUUGUGAAAAAAAUAAAAACUGGAAAAAAGAUGAGAGUCGUCUGUCAAUAAGUGAAGCUAUUCGGGAAGCUUAAAGAUGCUUAAAAUGUACCGAUGCACCUUGCUAAAAAGGAUGCAGUACAACAAUAGAUAUCAAAAGCUUUAUAUACAACAUAGAGAAAAAAAAUUGGUAUAAAACGGUUCUCUAUCCAUCUUUAGGUAUGGAGCAGCUAAAGUAAUUCUAACAGAUAAUCCUUUGGGUUUGAGUUGUGGCCAAUUAUGUCCAAUUAGUGAAUUAUGUGCAAGAAAUUGCAAUGUAUCAUCAAGUGAGAAGGGAGCUAUAAAAAUAAACAAACUAUAAGAGUUUGCAGUUUCAAUGUUUAAGGUAAAAACUUUAAUAACCAUUUAGGAUAUGGGUGUUAAACAAAUUCGGGAUAUUAGAUUACCAAAAAAUGAUCAUUUUGUAUUCGAAUCAUCCAUUGCGUUGAUUGGCGCUGGUGCAGCUUCUUUAUCAUGUGCUACCUUUUUGGGAAGAUUAGGCUAUAAAAAUAUUACUAUAUUUGAGAAGUAGCAACAUGCUGGAGGAUUAGUUAUGAGCGAAAUACCGAUGAAUCGUUCUCCAGUAGAUGACAUAAAUUGGGAAAUUGAAUAAGUAAAACAAUUAGGAAUUAAAUUCCAAUUUGGGAAAGAGUUUGGUAAGGAUUUCAGUAUAGAAUCUCUAAGAAAGGAUGGAUUUGAGUGUAUAUUCAUUGGUUGUGGAUUAAAUGAGCCAAAAAAGGGUUUAGGAAAUAUUUAUUCAUAAAGUCAUAUAUUAAAUUCAAAGACCUUCUUGCCUAAAGUGAAUAAAGCAGUGAAAUAAGAUAAAGAUAUAGAAGGGACUCCAAAAUUAUCAGGACAUGUCAUAGUAUUAGGUAUAGGAGAUACUGCAUUAGAUUGUGCUAGAUCAGCAUAUAGAUGUGGUGCUGAACGAGUUAGUGUUAUAUUUAGAAGAGGAUGGUAGGAUAUUAGAGCAAAUGAUGAGAUUUUAAUACCUUCUAAGAAUGAGGGGAUUAACUUUAUUCCUUAUGAGUAGCCAAUAAAAUUAAUUGAUAUUAAUGGGUAAUUGAAAGAAAUUGAGUUGGAAUAAAAUCUUCCUAUAAAUAAUGAUCCCUAUAAUCUAAAAUACAAGCUAACUGGAGAGAAAUGCAGAAUGAGUUUUGAUUAUUUGAUAACAGCAUUUGGUUCAGAGAUACAGAAUAAAGAAUUGUAAGAGUUUAUAAAUUCAGAGAAUGGAUUUGUAUAAAUAAAUGAGAAACAUUAAGUAAAAGGAUGUGAUUGGUUAUAUGCAGGUGGGGAUGCUGUUGGAGUGGCAAAUUUAGUAGAUGCUGUGAAUGAUGGUAAAACAUCUUCUUGGAAUAUUCAUAAUUACUUAUAGAGAAAGUAUUCGAUUUCUUAAUUGACACCAGAUCAUUUACCUUCAUAUUCAACAGAGAUUGACAAUAUAGAUUUAAGUAUUAAUAUAUUGGGAGUUAAUUUUCCAAAUCCUUUUGGUUUAGCUUCAGCACCUCCAACAACUUCAUAUCCAAUGAUAAAAAGAGCAUUUUAAGAAGGAUGGGGUUUUGCAGUUGUAAAGACAUUUGUAUUAGAUAAAGAUGCAAUUACAAAUGUAUCUCCGAGAAUUUAUAAAAGUACUACAGAUCCAUUAAAAUAAGAUCCAGGAUAUGCAAAUAUUGAAUUAAUUAGUGAAAAAUCAGCAAAAUAUUGGUUGGAGGGUAGUAAAUAAAUUAAGAAAGAAUUUCCGAAUAAUGUUUUAAUAGGUAGCAUAAUGUGUUAACAUAAUGAAAAAGAUUGGAGAGAAUUAACAAGAAAAUGUAAAAAUGAAGCAUAAUUUGAUAUGUUGGAAUUGAAUUUAUCAUGUCCUCACGGAAUGACAGAAUUAGGAAUGGGUAGAGCAUGUGGAGAGAAUCCAUAAAUAGUAAAGGAUAUUUGUGAAUGGGUAACAUCUGAGAUAGACAUUCCUGUUAUUGUUAAGAUUACUCCAAAUUAUCCUGAUUCAGCAGUUAUUGCUUAAGCUGCAAAAGAUGGUGGAGCAAAAGCAGUUACAUUAACUAAUACUUUUCCUACUUUAAUGGAUCCAGAUCCUUUAGGAACACCUUGGCCAGCUGUUGGAGAAGAAAAUAAUGUUACCUAUGGUGGAGGAUGUGGAUCUAUGUUAAGACCUAUUGCUUUGAGAAAAACUUCAGAAGUUGCUAAAGCUAUCCCUGAUCUUAUCAUAUUUGGUAGUGGAGGUAUCAUUCAAGGUGAUCAUGCACUCUCAUUCUUAAGAUAUGGAGCCUCUGCCUUUUAAAUUUGUUCAGCUGUGUAAGACUAAGAUUUCGCUACAGUCUUCUAUGAUCUUAAAACUAGUCUUUAAGCACAUCUUUUUGCUUCUAAUCAUCUUAAUUAAAAAUAAUGGAAAGGAUAAUUCCCAACCACUUCUAAACCUGCCUAUUCAUUCAGUUCCAAUAAUAAAAUCAAAAAUCUUGUAGGAACUGGAUUACAUCAUAUUAAAGAUAUAGCUGAUAUGAAAAGAGAGAACUUCUUAAUCCCUAAAAUUAAUGAAGAUUCUUGCUUAAAAUGUGGUAGGUGCUAUUUAACCUGUUUAGAUUCAGGAUAUUAAGCAAUUAAAUUCGAUAAUUUUAAUUCCUACCCAAACAUUAUUGAAGAAUUAUGUACUGGUUGUGCUCUAUGUCAUGCUGUAUGUCCUGUUGAAGGUUCUAUCUCCAUGGAAAUUAGAGCCACUGAUAUUGUUGUUAAUAGAGGCAUUCCUUUAGAAAAUGAACCUGAAGGAUUGAUCAAUCAUAUUACAAGCAAAAAAAAAUGA
Molecule: messenger RNA, 3017 nt
Organism: Paramecium sonneborni
Lineage: Eukaryota; Ciliophora; Oligohymenophorea; Peniculida; Parameciidae
Source: the annotation of a GenBank genome assembly